Messenger RNA from Peronospora matthiolae, 672 nucleotides. NCBI's taxonomy places the organism in Eukaryota, Oomycota, Peronosporomycetes, Peronosporales, Peronosporaceae. The record is from the annotation of a GenBank genome assembly.
AUGGAUUGCAAGGUGCACGCGUCUAGACAUUUGCUUCGCAGUGCACAAAGCCACGAGACAGACACACAAGCCGACGUCCAAGGACUGGAAAACGGCCAAGAGUAUCUUGAGAUACUUGAAGAUGUUGAAGGGUCUGAAGUUUCAUCUAAAUGGUGUGGAUCAACGACAGAGGACGCCCGAAUCGAGUGUUGGAGCGAUGCAGAUUUUGCUGCAGACAAGGCCGACCGUAAGUCAGUUUCGGGAUGUGUAAUAACGAUGGAUAGUGCUGUUGUUCUGUUGUCAUGCAAGAAACAAUCAGGGGUGUCAUUGAGUACGAUGGAGGCCGAGUUCAUCUCAGCGUCGCAGGCAGGACGUGAGCUACUAGGCACGAAGGAAUUGCUGAACGAACUAAAGCUGCGUGUGCGCGAGCCUAUGCCGAUGUGGAUCGACAAUCAAGCCGCCAUCAAGCAGCUUGAAUCGGAAAAGAGUUCCUCGAGCGCUAAGCACGUGGAUAUGCGGUUUAAGUUUAUCUGUCAUCAUGCGCGAACAGGUAUGGUGGUGCCAAGAUUUAAUAAAUCGGAGAACAUGAUGGCGAAAAUACUGACCAAGGCCCUGCCCGCGCCAAGAAUGGAAGAAUUGAGAACAAUGUUUAAGUUGAAGGCCGCUCAGGAUGACACCGAGGAGGAGUGUUAG